This is a messenger RNA of Racocetra fulgida, 458 nucleotides long. The record is from the annotation of a GenBank genome assembly. NCBI's taxonomy places the organism in Eukaryota, Fungi, Glomeromycota, Glomeromycetes, Diversisporales, Gigasporaceae.
AUGUUAAAAAAGAAAACUAUUAUUACUUUGGCCGUAAUCGAAGACUUCGAAGUUUUUAAUCCAAAAUCGUACAAGCUAGUCUAUGUUUUAAUCGAAGGAGAAGAAUUUAAAGAUGGAGAACAGAGAUUCAAGACGAAAAAUGUGGCGAAAAAACGUGAACAAUUGUUUCACGAAGAAAUUGAGAAACAUAAUCAAAGGGUUGAAAGGGCGGCAAUUAUAAAAGACCAAGUCGCUGAAGCACUUUUAAUUUCAAAUACGUCAUUUAUCGCGAAGUAUGAAAUGUUGUUAGAUUUGGAAGAUAAAGCAACUAAAGAACGUUUAACUGUUGAAAUAUUCAAAGAAUUUGAAGUAUUGAUUCGUGGAAGUAGAUUGAAAAUUCCAAACACUGAAAAACCAGAUGAUUUGAUCUUGGUACUUGCAGUACAAUACGAAAAAUCUAAACAGAUCAUUAAUGAAAU